UCAAGUCCUCCCAGCUCGCCGGCCACCUCACCUCGCGACUCGCGUGGCCUCCUCCCGUUCCGAGUCCGUCGGCCUCAACGACUAGUUGAGCGCUCCGCCGCCGCCGAGGGUCCGGCGAGGGGAGGAGGCUCAUGGAGCGGCUGUAGGCUCCGUUUUCAGCAGCCGCCGCUGGUGCUCGGGAGGGGGCCGCGUGUGGGAGUCCGUGAUUUUGGACGCCCCGCCGCGGUGAGAUCCGAGGGCGCGCGGCUGCUGUGCGGGGGGUUUGAGGUUUGGUGGCGGCUUGCUGCUGUGCGGUGACGAGGAGGGAAGGCCAUGGCGGGGUCCAGGUUCGGGUCGUUCAAGUCGGAGAAGGGCGACUCGGCCGCCUCCGCGGCGGCUGCCGCGGGUGGGGCGGCGCAGAGGAGGGACCCGUACGAGGUGCUCGGGGUGGGCCGCAGCGCCACCGACCAGGAGAUCAAGAGCGCCUUCCGACGCAUGGCGCUCAAGUACCAUCCGGACAAGAAUGGCGAUGACCCCGUCGCAUCUGACAGGUUCCAAGAGGUCACAUUCUCCUACAACAUCCUGUCAGAUCCCGAUAAGAGGCGGCAGUACGAUACAUCAGGAUUCGAGGCAAUCGAAUCUGAUAGUCAGGAGUUGGAGCUGGACCUAUCGAGUCUCAACACUGUAAACACCGUGUUUGCAGCUCUUUUUAGUAAGCUUGGCGUGCCAAUUAAAACAACUGUUUCAGCAACCGUUUUGGAGGAGGCAUUGAAUGGCUCGGUUAUGGUUUCUCAGCUCCAGCUAGGAAGCUCAGUGCAGAGAAAGGUGGAAAAGCAAACAGCCCAUUUCUAUUCUGUGGACAUAACCGAGAAACAAGCGAAAAUGGGGCUAGUUUGCCGCGUUCACUCAAACGAUAAAAGCAAAUUCAAGUUGCUUUAUUUUGAACUUGAAGAAAAUGGCGGGCUGAGUCUUGCACUGCAGGAAGACAGUGUGAAAACUGGAAAGGUUACUGCUGCAGGGAUGUAUUUCCUUGGCUUCCCUGUGUACCGUUUUGAACAAAAUAACUUGGCAGCUGCUGCAAAGGAUUCUGAUGGUGCAUUCUUUAAAAGAUUGGAUAGCUUUCAACCAUGUGACAUACAUGAGCUGAAACCUGGAACCCACUUUUUUGCUGUCUAUGGUGACAAUUUCUUCAAGAGUGCAAAUUAUACUAUAGAGGUAGUGUGUGGUGAAUCGUUCCCUGCUGAAAAGGAGAUGCUGAGAAGUGUAGAAGCAAAAAUACUCACAAAACGAGCUGAGCUGUCCAAAUUUGAGUCAGAGUAUAGGGAGGUUUUGGCAAAGUUCACUGAAAUGACUAGCAAAUACACACAAGAAAUGCAAACGAUCGACCAGCUUCUGAAGGAGAGGAAUGAAAUCCAUGCUUCCUACACCAACAAUCCACCUCUAAAACGGAGUUCUAGCAGGAAUAAAGCAAAAUCACCUUCAAAAAUGCCCAAAAAUGAUGCAGAAAAGCAUCAUCAGAAGGAAAAGAAAGUGAAGGAUCACUGUAUGGAGGGAUACGGUAGUGAAGAUGAUAAUUCAAGCGAAAAGAAACCAAAAGAGCGGUUCCCAAGGAAGAAAUGGUUGAACAUUCCAUUUAAACUUGACAGGAGAAAGUCAUGCUGAGCAAUGUUGCCCCCUUCGCUUCACUCAAUUGAAGCCCCCACCCCAUCUUUAAUACCACUCUUAUUAUUUCCUGUAAAGAUCAUAUGUGAGCCUGAGAAUUGAGGCAUGGUGUAAAGUAAUUCAUUUUAGCUUAUGUUCUGAAGCGUUCACUGGCUAGUUGCUGGCUUGCUGCUCUUCGCAUUGGAUCUAGAGGGCCCCUGCUCUCUACUCCAUGAUGCAUGGGAGUGAGAUUAAGAGGAUAUAUUCUCUGAUGACCUUUGUAGCUUGUGUAAGGUUCUAUGUGCUGCGAACCGUAGGGUAGCUAUAUAUUCGUUUGUCACAAGAAUCUGUGGGUGUCUAUUGUUUUGAUUGGCUAACGACUACUGUAAAUACUACUCCCCUGAUGUAAAUACGAAAUUCGUUCGUGUGCAUUACCGUGGCACGGCUGGUGCUUGUGUUUAGUGAUGUAGGUAGGCUGCGUUUUCUGUAAAACUCUGAAGUUAACUGUUAACAAAUGAUGCCUUCAUUGAUCU
Messenger RNA from Setaria italica (foxtail millet), 2153 nucleotides. Its product is annotated as chaperone protein dnaJ 16. The record is from RefSeq and is a predicted model, not a curated record. Lineage: Eukaryota; Viridiplantae; Streptophyta; Magnoliopsida; Poales; Poaceae. Bases 313 to 1641 code for a protein of 442 amino acids. The transcript is spliced from 12 exons.